UCAACGGCCGGCGCCCUCUCUCCACUCCGACGCCGGCAAAAUUCCCCAAUUCUGACUUUCCGAGCGUCCCAACGCCCAACCAGGCAAUAGCACCCGCCGCGAUGGAGGCCGCAACCGCCGCGACGGCGGCGGCGAUGGUGUGGUUCCGGAAGGGGCUGCGCGUGCACGACAACCCGGCGCUCGACGCGGCCCGCCGCGGGGCCGGGCGGUUGUACCCGGUGUUCGUGCUCGACCCGCGGUACCUCCGCCCGGACCCCGCCGCGGCGUCCCCGGGCUCCGCGCGCGCCGGGGUCGCCCGCGUCCGCUUCCUCCUCGAGAGCCUCGGCGACCUCGACGCCCGCCUCCGCCGCCUCGGCUCCCGCCUCCUCCUCCUCCGCGCCCGCGACGACGUCGCCGACGCCGUCUGCGCCGCCCUCAAGGACUGGAACAUCGGCAAGCUGUGCUUCGAGUCCGACACUGAGCCGUACGCGCUGGUCCGCGACAAGAAAGUCACGGAUUUUGCGAUGGCUUCGGGGAUCGAGGUGUUCACGCCAGUCAGCCACACCCUCUUCGACCCAGCAGAAAUCAUAAACAAGAACGGUGGUCGGCCGCCUUUGACGUACCAAUCGUUCAUCGCCAUUGCUGGGGAACCACCUGAGCCUCUUAUGGAGGAGUACUCUGAACUCCCACCGGUUGGAGACACGGGAGAGUAUGAGUUGUUGCCCGUGCCCACAGUGGAGGAGCUUGGGUAUGGGGAUAUCAGCCAGGAGGAGAUUCCGCCAUUCCGAGGAGGUGAGACAGAAGCUCUGAGGAGAAUGAAAGAAUCACUUGAAAAUAAGGAAUGGGUUGCCAAGUUUGAGAAACCUAAGGGUGACCCAUCUGCCUUCCUCAAACCUGCAACAACUGUUUUGUCACCAUAUCUCAAGUUUGGCUGCCUGUCGUCCAGAUAUUUUUACCACUGCAUUCAGGAUGUCUACAGGAGUGUCAGAAAUUAUACAAAACCACCUGUUUCAUUGACAGGCCAGUUGCUGUGGCGAGACUUCUUCUACACAGUGUCUUUUGGGACUCCUAAUUUUGAUCAGAUGAAAGGAAACAAAAUAUGCAAGCAGAUUCCAUGGAGUGAGAAUGAGGAGCUAUUUGUUGCAUGGAGAGACAGCCGGACAGGGUAUCCAUGGAUUGAUGCUAUCAUGAUUCAGCUGAGGAAGUGGGGCUGGAUGCAUCACCUUGCACGCCAUUCAGUUGCUUGUUUCCUGACGCGUGGUGAUCUGUUUAUCCACUGGGAGAAAGGUCGUGAUGUCUUUGAAAGGCUACUGAUUGACUCUGACUGGGCCAUUAACAAUGGCAAUUGGCUGUGGUUGUCUUGCUCAUCCUUCUUCUAUCAGUACCACAGAAUUUACUCCCCCAUUACAUUUGGAAAGAAGUAUGAUCCUAAUGGGAACUACAUCAGACAUUUCAUUCCAGCGCUGAAAGACAUGCCGAGGGAGUACAUUUACGAGCCUUGGACUGCUCCCCUUAGCAUCCAGAAGAAAGCCAAAUGUAUUAUUGGCAAAGACUACCCGAAACCAGUGGUUGAUCAUGAGACUGCAAGCAAAGAGUGCAGAAAGAGGAUGGGAGAAGCUUAUGCGUCGAGUCGCCUUGAUUCCAACCCUUCAAGAGGGAAACCCUCAAACAUGUCACGGAGAAAAAAGUCUCACGGUGACCAAGGUGCCUCUAACUCGUCAAUUGCCAAGCUAAUGAAGAGGAGUCGAGCUGAGUGAUGCGCAGAUCCCCUCCUGUGACAACAUUACAAAAUUAAGCUGUGACAACGAACGACUGCCUGCAGCAGUCAUCUGUAGCAUCCUGAUGAAGUAGUUUAACUGAAAGGAAAUGACUUGCGAUCCUUUCUGAAUUGUAGUAUCUAUACCAACAAUGAACGAAGAGAUUUAUAACAUGUAUUUUUUAGAGGAAGAGA
This is a messenger RNA of Setaria italica (foxtail millet), 1930 nucleotides long. Its product is annotated as (6-4)DNA photolyase. Gene Ontology annotation, cellular component: nucleus; cytoplasm. The record is from RefSeq and is a predicted model, not a curated record. The transcript has 14 exons. Gene Ontology annotation, biological process: circadian regulation of gene expression; entrainment of circadian clock by photoperiod. Gene Ontology annotation, molecular function: DNA binding; FAD binding. NCBI's taxonomy places the organism in Eukaryota, Viridiplantae, Streptophyta, Magnoliopsida, Poales, Poaceae. Bases 102 to 1736 code for a protein of 544 amino acids.